This is a messenger RNA of Ciona intestinalis (vase tunicate), 1350 nucleotides long. The record is from RefSeq. NCBI's taxonomy places the organism in Eukaryota, Metazoa, Chordata, Ascidiacea, Phlebobranchia, Cionidae.
UGAUAAUAGGUUUCAAAUACCAUAAGAAUUUGUUUCUGAUCGCAAAUACCUGUUCAGAUAAGAAUGAAUAUUUUCCGACUUGCUGGAGACCUGUCUCAUCUUGCCGCUAUAAUUGUUCUUCUACUUAAAAUAUGGAAAACACGCUCAUGUGCAGGUAUCUCUGGAAAAAGUCAAAUAUUGUUUGCAUUGGUUUUCACCACAAGAUACCUUGAUCUUUUUACCAACUUUAUCUCCCCAUACAACACAGUGAUGAAGAUGAUAUAUCUUGGAUGUGCUUAUGCAACUGUAUAUUUGAUAUACAUGAAGUUCAAAGCCACCUAUGAUGGAAACCAUGACACAUUUCGUGCUGAAUUCCUUGUUGUUCCUGUUGGCGGACUCGCCUUUUUGGUGAAUCAUGAGUUUUCUCCUUUAGAGAUCCUUUGGACAUUUAGCAUUUAUUUAGAAAGUGUUGCCAUCUUGCCACAGUUGUUUAUGAUCAGCAAAACUGGUGAAGCUGAAACUAUUACCACACACUACCUGUUUGCUCUCGGCAUGUACAGAGCUUUGUAUCUCAUCAACUGGAUCUGGAGAUAUUACUUUGAAAAUUUUUUCGAUUUGAUUGCUAUUGUCGCGGGAUGUGUACAAACAAUCUUAUACUGCGAUUUCUUUUACCUUUAUAUUACCAAAGUGUUGCAAGGAAAGAAGCUUAGCCUUCCUGCAUAAUUCCCUUGAUAUCCCAUGGCUUCUUUGAUCUGUGCCACACCAUUCAUCAACACUGGCUUAGUUUUGGGAGCCAGUUAUUUGGACUGAUCAAAAAUUGCUCAACCUAGUUUCUUCGAUUUAUCUGGGUGUUAAUAGUAGACUAUUGGAUAGAUAUCAACUUUGACAAAUGCAUGUAGUAUCAUUGUAUUAUCAUCAACGGCUCUUGCUAGAUGAAACAUAAAUUUGUUUUGGUUAUGUGUGUGCAAUUUAGAAAAGUGUUUUAAAAUAUUUUAUUUCUAUUUCAGUUCUGAAAUGCAAACCAAACAAUUUUUAAGUCUGUACAUCUGGAUGCCUCGUUUUAAAUGCGCCAUUAAAGUUGCUAAAACAUGUAACGUGUAUCCACAGCCUGAGCUCAUAAUCUGCUUUUCAAUAAACAUGCUGAUAUGCUUAAUCGAUUGAAAAUAUUUGGUGCCGUCAGCAUCUGAAUGACCUUGAUGUUGGCUGUUGAGCCUUUUGUAAAUAGAUUCCAAUAAAAUAUAAGAAUGUGCCAUACAUUACACGUAUGUAUGUGAAGCUUUUGCUGUUUCUAUCUGAAGACUACCGGGUGUAAAAUGAAUAGUUUGUCAUCUUUUGUGCCUUUGUUAAAUAAAACCAGCAAACAGAUUUGUU